Messenger RNA from Mirounga angustirostris (Northern elephant seal), 2988 nucleotides. RefSeq names its product hornerin-like. The transcript has a single exon. NCBI's taxonomy places the organism in Eukaryota, Metazoa, Chordata, Mammalia, Carnivora, Phocidae. The record is from RefSeq and is a predicted model, not a curated record. The coding region runs from base 404 to 979 and encodes 191 amino acids.
GAGCUCUCACCAUACUGCGCAGGGAAAGGAAAGAGCCUACCAGGAGGUGAGGGAGAGGAGGCACGCAUACGGACUGCAUGCCAACGGGGCUGGGCACCAAGGCUUGGGACCUCAGGAUCAGGAGAGCUUGAGCUGCUCUGGUACACCAGCCUUCGUAAGGCUACCCCAGGGGAAGAAGGAGGACUCGGGCCAGUAGGCACAGGCAGAGACGCGCGACUUCUAGGGGAUGACCUAUGGAUGAUGCGGCUCCGGAGGACAAAGCCUGGAGUCGGACAGCCGUUGCGGAGGGCAGGGCCUAUCGGGUUGGCUCGGCUUCGGAGGGCAGGGCCUGACCCGGAUGCACGGCUGCGGAGAGCAGGGCCCGGUGGGCUGGCGUGAUUAUUGAGGGCAGAGCCUAGCCCAGAUGCACGGCUACUGGAAGCACGGUUGCGGUAAGCUGGACCCGGCGCGGAUGCACGGUUGCGGUAAGCUGGGCCCGGCGCGGAUGCACGGCCGCGGCGAGCUGGGCCUCGCGCGGAAGCACGGCCGCGGCUGCGGAGACCUGGGCCCGGCGGGGAAGCACGGCGGCGGCUGCGGCGAGCUGGGCCCGGCGCGGAAGCACGGCGGCGGCUGCGGAGAGCUGGGCCCGGCGCGGCAGCACGGCGGCGGCUGCGGAGACCUGGGCCCGGCGCGGCAGCACGGCCGCGGCUGCGGAGACCUGGGCCCGGCGCGGAAGCGCGGCUGCGGAGAGCUGGGCCCGGCGCGGCAGCACGGCCGCGGCUGCGGAGAGCUGGGCCCGGCGCGGCAGCACGGCCGCGGCUGCGGAGAGCUGGGCCCGGCGCGGCAGCACGGCCGCGGCUGCGGAGAGAUGGGCCCGACACAGGCACAUGGCGGCGACGGAGAGCAGGGCCUGGCGCGGAUGCACGGCUGCGAAGAGCAGAGCCCAACCCGGAAGCAUGGCCACGGAAGGCGAUGCCUGGCGGGGUGGCACGGCCAUUAAGGGCAGGGCCUGGCCUGGCCGCUUGACUGCGGAGGGCUGGGCCUGGUGCCCGGGCCUGACUUCGGAGGGCAGGGCCUGGCUGGGAUGCGUGACCCGACGGAGAAGCCCGAGAACGGCGGCGGCCGCUGGGCUGAGAGCCCGGAGAAGAUGGCGGCAAGGGCACGGGGCACGGAGCUGUAGGAAGCGCAGGAAACAGACAGCGCCGCUCUGGAGGCUUCUGAGCCUGGGCAGCCUCCUCGCGGCCGGGCUGCUUCCUCCCACGGCCCCUCCCCGGGCUCGCGGUCAGGGUCGGAGGCCCGCUGGCCUGGCCAACUCCCCUCACGGCUUGCACCAUGGCGGCCACGCCGCCCGCGUGUGAGGCCUGGAGACCCAGCCCCGCCCCGGGCACCACACAUCUCAGCUCGGGCACCACACAUCUCAGCUUGGCGUGGGGACUGCGGCCGCCCUGGAGGUCAGCACGCUCCCUCUCCUGCACACAGCCCGUGGAGGGCAGCUCCGGGCCCUCGCCAUUGACCGAAAUGGCGCCGACGGCAGCCAGGGCGGAAGCAGAGGAACCUGCCGUACCGCUCUGUGGGGCGCCACCACCCGAUGGGGAAAGGCCGCUCGAGACCGAGGGGACCACGGCACUGGGAUCGGGGUUGCCGGCCCCACGGGCGUCGCCGGGGGCAGGGGCGACCUCGUUCUUCGGCCCUUCGGGCACCUCACCCUGCUCUUGCUUCUGCGCCUUCUGGUCGGACGACGGAGUGUCCAUAACGCCAGAUUCUCUCUCAGAGACGCGAGAGCGUGGCUACAGACGCCGUCUGGGUAGAGCUCAGGAAGAAGGAGUGAGGAGAAUGGGCGUGUCCUGGUCGGAUCUUCACCUCUGAUUGGUCGGGUGGUUGUCACGUGACUCUCGUCUUAAAGGGAGCGAGCCAACCUGGCUCCGUCUGGCGCCAAACCAGACAGUGUGCUCCACCCGGUCUACGGUGUGAAUUCCCCAUCCAUACGUGGGUCCCUAUGAGUGUGUGUGUGUGUGGGGGGGGGUGCUUCGAGGGAGGGGGCGGGGGCAGCAAUACUGUCCGUAUAAACAGUUUGAGUCACCCCAAAUCAGGUUAGCUUGUCAGCACCACUCUGGUGGUGAAACUUUCAAGCAGUGGCUUGAAAAAAAUACCACACUGGCCAACAAGAGAUACCCCUGGGGCGCCUGGGUGGCUCAGUCGUUAAGCGUCUGCUUUAGGCUCAGGUCGUGAUCCCAGGGUCCUGGGAUUGAGCCCUGCAUCGGGCCUCCUGUUCUGUGGGAGACCUGCUUCUCCCUCUCCCACACCCCCCUGCUUGUGUUCCCUCUGUCUCUCUCUGUGUCAAAUAAAUAAAAUCUUUUUUUUAAAAAAAAGAGAUACCCCUAAGCUGGGCCUCCCUCCUGGAAUCCCAUCAGGACACUGGGCCCAUGUCUGACUCCAGAAGCGACAGUCCCGGAACUCCUCCCUGCAUCUAGAUGACCCUACACUGGAGUCUUGAAAGUGGCCUGAAAUCAAGAAAAUGGAUGGGGCCCUCGCUAUCUUGACUCGGGAUGUUCAGCACGGCUGCCAUGCAUCAGAGGGGAUUUUGAGGUAACAUCCUUCCCCCUGCCUUAUCUCCUGAGGCAUGGGCUGGAGUUACCCGGAAUUAGGAUAACACUGUCCUUAAAAAUACAUCAUCAUUUGUAUGGGCUGCAUAGUAAUCCACCGAUGAAUGUACAUUAAUUUAUUUGACCCAGUCUCCAUUCUUGGCUAUAGUUCUCUAUUAUGCUGUGAUGCACAGACAUAAAGUUUAAUAUUUCAACACUAAUUUAUAGUCAUUAUUACAGAAGUCAUUAUUACUGCAUUCUCAGAACGCAAAACAGAAAAGCAAAUAGAACCUAACCUAGGAAAACUAGAACCUAAAUUCCCACAUACCCCUGGGGCAAAUAUUAGAAAUGUUUAAUUAUUUUUGGUAGAAUGACCAUUCUUAACUAAUUCAUAGUUCUGUUGUUUAAUAAAACGGAAUUAUGCAUA